CAUGUUAAUCUUGACCCAAUUAAAUCCCUUUCCUAAUCGUACGCGUGGCCAAGAAUGAAGAAUCCAUGUGCAAGAGAAAUCAGCUGAAUGCUCUCUGCUCUAAUCAUUCACUCUUUCUACUCAACCACUCCCUCCAUUCAUCCUCUGUCUCUUGCCAAGUUCCUCUUUUUAAUCCCUUUUCCACAAGCUUAUUAUGCUUAUGUUUUCUGCCUUCAUAUUGUAAUCACUAAUCAGUAGGUGAACGUUUGGCCGAUAUACUUGAUGCCACACGAUGUUGAUGCUUUCGAAUCCGAGCUUCUUGUUUUUUGGCUUUUCCACUAGACCUGCUCCAAUGAUAUCUGAUUCUUUGGUUCUGUGAUGUAAGCUUCAUCUUGUAAAGCAAAGCUUCUGACUUGUUUAAUGUUUGGCUGAUAAACCCUGAUUAUCUAGAGCCGGACUUUUGGUCGUUAUACAUGAUGCUACAAGAUGUUGAGGACUCGUUUUCUUGCUAAACACGACGCUGCACCUUAAAUGUUAUCUUUGUUUUUCAAAUUCAUCAAUUUGAACUCUGUGAUUUCAAGCCCUGCUGCUGUCCAUUUCGCUCGUUGAUCAACCUUUACUACCCCGUUGAGACUUAAAUGUCAGUUAGAUAGUUCCAAGAACAUUUAUGCAGUUGGAGAACACUGAGAAUUGGCUCAAUUCUUUGAUGGUUACUUAAUUAGUUUAGUUGUAGCUUUUGAUUAGAUACAUUGUGUUGUUUUCCGCAGUUUGCUAAAAUACGAAGACUCAUUAUUGCUCUUUCCGUUGGUUGGUUGAGAAAUUUUCGAUUCGUGCAGUUAAGUAUUGGAGCAAUAUCCUGCUAUGGAUUUCAAAGGUGUAGCUUGGGCAGGAGACAUAUAUGAGAAGUUCGAGGCGAUGUGUUUGGAGGUCGAAGAGAUCAUGUACGAGGAUACCGUCAAGUACGUUGAAAACCAGGCACAGAAAGUUGGUGUGAGUGUAAAGAAGUUGUACGAAGAAGUAAUGCAAGAUUUGCUUCUUCCGUCUCGUCUAGGCCCUGUGCCACCACCAGAAACUGAUAUCAACGAGAAGCCUAACCCGGCCAUAUCAGAGAUCAACAACAAACAGGCUGUAGUCGAAGAAAAUAUUUGCAAUUCAACACCUCAAGACUCGACCCCAAAUGUUCGUGUCGAUGAUGCAAAGGGUCUCUCUCCCACGCCACAUAGAGUUUUGGUCGAAACUACUCAAUCUGAAGAAUGUUGUGGAGAGAGUAGGAGAGCUGGUCCGACCAGACGCCCUAUCGGCAUAAAAAGGAUUUCUCAGCCUCCAGAAGCACCUCGUCCCGUGUCUUCUUUGUGUGAAACACAAAGCAACUACUUUGUGGUCAAUGAUGACUUGGUAACAGCAUCACCGGAGCUGUUUGCUCGACAGGAUCCCAGCAAAGCAGCGGCCAAAAGUCGACCUAUUUCUGAUGCUUCACCCGAGCCCUGCAACUCUAACCAAAUCCUUUCAGCCGAAUCUGUAAAGUUAGACGAUGGUGCUACCCCUGCGCCUAUUGAUAUGUUCAGGGAAGACGGCUCACUUUCUCGUACCAAUUCAAACAUUACAGAAACAUGCCAUGUUGGAUCAGCGGGCGAGGAAGCCACUGCAUCUUAUGAAGAUAAUUUCGAUAUUGAGGUAAUCGAUCCUACUGAAAAGUCGAGGUUGGAUGAAAGCUGCGUCUUGGUGGAAGGGAACGAUGAUGAACUCCAUUUCGUCUCUCGAGGGUCGAAGAAACACAAGUCGUACAAGAAAAAGAUCUACAACGUGCUUUCAUCGAAGUUGAGGUCGACAAAGAAGCGAGACCUAUGCGUUUCCGGGCAUGAAGAUUUGAGCGACUGCGUUUCCGGGCAUGAAGAUUUGAGCGACAAUAACGAAGCAGGGGUGAAGAGCUCAGCUCUUGUAAUGGACAGCAACGAAAGAAAACUGGCUGCUGAAAGUUCUAGUGACUUUGGUUGGGAGCUUCUUUAGGUAUGUUUCCGAGCUGCAUCAAAUCCGAUACUGCUUCCGACCUCCUCUGGGAAUGGCGCAGACGAUCGGUGUCACUGGCUCGCGGCUAAGAUAAUGUUCAGUAGAGUUGAAUGCAUUGCAAAAAUAUGGCUUGCUUAUUAUAAAGAUCAAAACAUUCAAGAAUUUAAAAUUUGAUAUAUUUGAUAAAUGAAAACAGUGUCUUUUGCAUAGCAA
Molecule: messenger RNA, 2199 nt
Organism: Salvia splendens (bonfire salvia)
Lineage: Eukaryota; Viridiplantae; Streptophyta; Magnoliopsida; Lamiales; Lamiaceae
Exons: 6
Coding region: 841-1986 (381 amino acids)
Biological process (GO): response to stress
Cellular component (GO): phagophore; autophagosome
Source: RefSeq, a predicted model, not a curated record